Dalotia coriaria is the source of this 1709-nucleotide messenger RNA. RefSeq lists its product as uncharacterized. The transcript has 3 exons. Lineage: Eukaryota; Metazoa; Arthropoda; Insecta; Coleoptera; Staphylinidae. The record is from RefSeq and is a predicted model, not a curated record. Bases 640 to 1671 code for a protein of 343 amino acids.
GUAAUUUAAGUAAUUUAAGUAAAAAAUGGUACUUCCUGGAGUUACUAGCACUUCCUGUGCAUGAAUUCAACAUUUCUAACGCGCUUCGUUGCAUUGUGCAUUUCAAAGUCACGCAAAUACGAAUUCUGCACGUGAAUUACCCAACAGAACGAAUUAUAUGGACUAAUACAAUGCAAAAACAGUAAAACAUUACAUAAACUGUGUUCAUGUGCCAAAACGAAAGACGCCUAAAUAAAUCAUGACUAUUACGACGACCACAAUGUAAGUACGUGUAAGUACGUGAAUAAACAAUUGUAAUAUCAAUGGCACCACAUAGACUCCAAGAAGAGUGAAAGCGUUUAUCAAAAAAUCCAACGCAACAUACCAAUUUUAGUGGUGGCAACAAAAACCGAAUGAAAACCUCGAAGACGUAACUUGAAAUCAGUUGUGAACGAGCCUCCAAAGCGUUUGCUUUGAUUCGAAUUCGUGAAGUGUGAUAUCGCAUGCUGGAAGCGGUUCUCAAGAAGACAACCGGAGUGGAAACCGGGUCACUAGGGUGCUCCGAACUCCGCAAGGCAUCUCGAUGCACGAACCUGUCGUGUGUGUGCUGUGUGUGUUUAUUAAACACGCGGAUUAUGUGCGGAUGAUUGUUUGACUAACAUGACUGCUUGGUAUCGGAAACUUGUGAUUGUAUUUCUUACAAUUGUCACUUCAUCAGCAUCCAGAAUUGAUGAUUUGGUCAGAAGAUGGUCCCCAUUGAUAUGGUUAGCCCCAGGAGAAAGAUUCAUGCCGGAUAGCAUAGAGGAUUUCCUCCCACAUACUCAACCAGGUGAUUUUUAUGGAAAAAUGAUGCCGGAACAGAAUAUUAUCGGCGGAGACAAUUCUACUAAAUUGUAUUUACACACAGUGAAUGAUAUAGUUUUAGAUGAAUUAUUAUCAAAUGCAUCGAAUUCUUUCCUCUAUGGGAAAGAUCCAUCUAAAGUUCCUGUCCCAGUUUAUGCUCUGGUGACGAAAUGUCACGAAAAAAUCUUCCAUGUGACUUAUUGGUUGUUCUUUCCGUAUAGCCUCGGAAAGGAAUUCUGUGUCCUAGGGAAUAUUCCUCUCCCACAUGUGUUUUCCACGUGUUUGGGGACGAAAAUGUUACUGGGGAGUCACGUGGGUGAUUAUGAACACUUGUCAAUGUCAUUUGAUGGUAACUCUUCAUACCCUGCACAAAUCUACUUGGGUACCCAUGAAAGUGGAGUGUAUUACACUCUCAAUCGUAAAACAAGGUCGUUUGUAUACUCAGAACAGAUUAAGAGGAAGUUCCUUGCUCCUAAACCUCUAUUCCCGAAUGAAAUAAGAAUAAAAAAGAAGAGGAUUGAAGUGUUUGCGUCGUUGGGCUCACAUGGUCUAUGGGCGGAGCCUGGGAAUCAUAGUUAUCACAGGUUUUUAGGUAUAGAAGAUAUUAGUGGUUAUGGAACCCCUUGGAGCACCUGGCAGGACCUGAGGAUAUAUCAUGUUGAUAGGGAUGUUGAUAAGUUUAAGAGGGAGGCUAAUGUGGAGAGAGGGUUACCGAAGUGGAUGUUCUAUGAAGGGAAGUGGGGUAAUCCGAGGUCAAAUUGUUUGAUUUGGAGGUACUUUUGUGGGAUUACGGAUGGACCACCGGGGAUGUUGAGGUCUGUGAAGGAUUUUUAUUGUGAUAAAAUGUAAAUAUGUGAUUUGGAUUAUGUUAUAAUAUAUUUAGUUGA